GCCCCUCCUCUUCCGUCCUACCUCUUCCUUCCUCCUCGCUUCGUCACCCUCCGCCCUCCUCUCCCGUCUCCUCCCUCUCGCUACCCCCAUCAACCUCUCCGCGCCGCCGCCGCCGCCGCCGCAAGUCGCCGCCCCGCUCGCCGCUCUCCCUCCUAGAUCCUAAUCGUCCGCAGCAACCCACAACCCACCGGCGAUUCCACCUCCACCCCACUCAGGAGGGGAGGGGGAGGAGAAGAGGGGGACCAAGAGGCCGCCGCCGCCGCCGCCGCCGCCGCGGGCCUCGUCCCCGAGCAAGCAGCCAUGUUCGGCUCCAGCAACCCAUUUGGGCAGUCGUCCACUAGCCCUUUCGGCCAGACCUCAAGCAACCCUUUUGGGGCCCAGACAGGAUUUGGCCAGGCCAGCACCUCCACCUCCAAUCCGUUCGCGCCGAAACCAUUUGGCAGCCCGACCACCACGUUUGGGGCACAGACAGGAGGCUCACCUUUUGGCACGACGUCCACGGGGGCCUUUGGCCAGCCGUCCACUCCAGCGUUUGGCUCCACGUCCACAGGUGCCUUUGGCCAGCCAUCCACCCCGGCGUUUGGCGCGACGUCCGCUGGGGCCUUCGGCCAGCCAUCCACUCCGGCGUUUGGCACUCCAUCAUCCUCUCCAUUUGGGAGCUCUGCGCCAGCUUUUGGUGCAUCACCAGCCCCUGCAUUUGGCGCCACAUCGUCCACCUUUGGCAGCGGAUCAUCAUUAUUUGGACAAAAGCCAAGCUUUGGUGGUUUUGGUUCCUCUCCUAGCCAAUCCAAUGCUUUUGGAGGCACAUUCCAGCAAACACAACCAGCAUUUGGUAGCAGCACUUUUGGUGCAUCAAGCACGCCGGCCUUUGGUGCCACAACUACACCAGCAUUUGGCACCACCACCCCAGCAUUUGGUUCAACAUCGCCAUCAUUAUUCGGUGCUACCAGUGCCCCAGCAUUUGGUUCUAGUGGCUUUGGAUCUUCAGGUACCCCAGCCUUCGGUGCAAGUAGCACUCCAGGAUUUGGAGCUUCAAGCUCAGCUUCAUUUGGCACAUCAACGAGUGCUUUUAGCUUUGGCUCUUCACCAUCUUUUGGUCAAACAGCAUCUACAUUUGGUAGCACUCCUUUUGGAACAUCUACAUCUCCUUUUGGUGCACAGACUUCUCCAUUUGGCUCACAGACAGCAGCACCGACAUUUGGGCAAACAUCAUUUGGGAACCAAGCAGGAGGAACCAGAAUUCAACCCUAUACUCAAACUCCAGACGCGGAUAGUGCUACAAGUGGUGCUCAGCCCACUGCAAAGUUGGAUUCUAUAUCAGCCAUGGAGGCAUACAAAGCGAAGAGUCAUGAAGAGUUGAGGUGGGAGGAUUACCAACGUGGAGACAAAGGUGGACCUAAUCCUUCAGGAACUCCAGCAGCAACCCCUAGCUUCCCAUCCCCACUGAACAAUCAAUUUCCCCAGAACCCUUCAAAUGCAUUCCAAACUUCAAAUGCAUUCCAAACGACAUCCGUUAGCAAUCCAUUUGCUGCCAAGCCUUCCACUGGUUUCGGUUCUACUUCCACAACAUUGUUCAAUUCACCAUUCAAUAAUACAUCAGCAGCAAGCUCAAGUCCAUUUGCAUCAACUACAAGUAUCCCAUUAUUUACACAAACAAGCAGUUCUCUGUUUGCAAAUUCUACUCCUGGUUUUGCUUCUUCUUCUCCGUUUGGCGCAUCAUUAUCAAACCCCAGUUCAUUCAGUACUGGCUUGUCCUUGGUUAACACUCAAUCAGCUGGGCUAUUUAGUUCUUCCCCGGCGUUUGCGCAACAGCCAUUUACCCAGGCAUCAUCAGGGUUCGGAUUGAGCACUCCAGCUUUCUCUACUGGAAGCCUAUUCAGCACACCUACCCCUGGAAUGACUGGUGGACUGUUUGGCAGCAUGUCUUCACCCUUUUCAUCAACGGCGUUUCAACAAUCUGCCCCUACUCCAAGCAUGUUCUCCUUCCAACCUCAAACUCAAACAGCUCCUACUGGUGGAUUUCCUGGCAUUUCCAACACUAUGAAUCAGGCACCUUUUGGACAGCCAACUCCUAGCCAGUCCAAUAUGGUCAUGCAACCAGCUCUUGUUACAAAUCCCUUCGGUACUCUGCCAGCAAUGCCUCAGAUGUCCAUUGGGAAUGGUGGAUCAGCCCCUUCUGUUCAAUAUGGAAUCUCAAGUUUGCCAGUUGCUGAUAAGCCUCUUACGAACAGGACAUCAUUAUCCAUGGUGGUUCCUAGGCAUUUGUCGCAGAGAAGGAUAAAAGUGCUGCCCAGAAAAUAUAAUCCGAUAUCUGAUGGCAAGGUCCCAUUCUUUGCUGAUGACGAAGAAUCUCCUGCAACACCAAAAGCUGAUGCGUUUUUCAUUCCUAGAGAGAACCCGAGGAAUCUUAUAAUCCGUCCAAUUGAUCAGUGGCCUUCACGUGGCACUGUUGACAGGCAGCCAAUUCCAAAGAAUUUAGUUGAUACAGAUAAACAUAAAGGCCCUCUGGCUAUUUCACCAACCAGGUCUACUUCAAUCGAAAAUGGCAUCCAGCGUGAUGACCGUGCAUCAAAUGAGCCUGAUACUGUGACAAGGCAUGGGAAUGGUACUUCUGUUGAGAGGCUUGUGCCUAAGCUAGUGCAUGCCGAUUAUUAUACAGAGCCUAGUCUGGAGGAGCUUGCUGCCAAAGAACGUGCUGAACCAGGCUACUGCAGUCGUGUGAGGGAUUUUGCUGUGGGACGUCAUGAUUACGGUAGCAUCAAGUUUAUUGGAGAAACGGACGUGAGGGGCCUUGAUCUGGAGUCCAUUGUGGAAUUCAAUAACCGUGAAGUGAUCGUGUACAAGGACGAUAGCAAGAAGCCCCCUGUUGGUGAGGGUCUGAAUAAAGCUGCCGUGGUGACCCUUCUCAAUAUCAAGUGCAUGAACAAGAAGACGGGGGAUCAGUACACAGAGGGUCCGAGGGUGGACAAGUACAAGGAGAUGCUGGUGAAGAAAGCUGAGGAGCAGGGUGCUGAGUUCAUCUCUUUCGAUGCCGUCAAUGGCGAGUGGAAAUUCAGGGUCAAGCAUUUCAGCUCCUAUGGCUUUGGUGAAGCUGAAAUCGUCUCUUGCUAGUGCUCUUUCCUUCGUGUUUUUUAUAUUCCUUCUGUAACUGUGUAGGGGAGGAUGCUCAACUGGUGAUGAAGUAGUGCCUCCUUAUUUUCGUCCUGGCAUGGGUUUUGCGUUUGUACUUCUGUACAGUUCAUGGUGUCUGCAAAUUGUGCCUUGAUAGCUGAGGUAAUGUGAAACAAUAGAUCCAUGGAUGAGUACUUUUUUUAAUGCCAGUUCAGCCCAAAGCGACGAUGCUGUGCAAGCGCAA
This is a messenger RNA of Oryza sativa Japonica Group (Japanese rice), 3355 nucleotides long. RefSeq names its product nuclear pore complex protein NUP98A. Gene Ontology annotation, cellular component: nuclear pore; nuclear pore cytoplasmic filaments. NCBI's taxonomy places the organism in Eukaryota, Viridiplantae, Streptophyta, Magnoliopsida, Poales, Poaceae. Gene Ontology annotation, molecular function: structural constituent of nuclear pore; RNA binding. The record is from RefSeq and is a predicted model, not a curated record. Gene Ontology annotation, biological process: RNA export from nucleus; protein import into nucleus; post-transcriptional tethering of RNA polymerase II gene DNA at nuclear periphery.